AUGGCUGCUCAACUCACUUAUUUUGUCGGAUCUCAUGUUUGGGUUGAGGACCCUGAUCAAGCUUGGUUAGAUGGAGAAAUCCUUGAAUCUAAAGAUAAUGAAAUCACCGUUAGCUUUGAAUCAGGAACAAAGGUUGUGAGCAAAUCAGCUAAUAUUUACCCGAAAGAUCCUGAGUUUCCACCUAACGGCGUAGAAGAUAUGACAAGACUUGCAUAUCUGCACGAACCGGGAGUACUUCAAAAUUUGCAAAUUCGUUAUACCCUGAAUGAUAUAUAUACAUACACGGGAAACAUAUUGAUAGCAGUGAACCCUUUUCAAAGGUUGCCUCAUUUGUAUGCAACUAGUACAAUGGCAAAGUAUAAAGGCGCGUCUUUUGGUGAGCAGAGUCCACAUCCUUUUGCAAUUGCAGGUUAUGCAUAUAGGAAGAUGAUAAAUGAAGAAAAAAGCCAAGCAAUUUUGGUUAGUGGAGAAAGUGGAGCUGGUAAAACCGAAAGUACAAAGAUGCUUAUGCAUUAUCUUGCCUAUUUGGGAGGGAGAGCGGCAACUGAGGGACGGUCUGUGGAGCAACAAGUUCUCGAGUCCAAUCCUGUUUUAGAAGCAUUCGGGAAUGCAAAGACGCUUAGGAAUAAUAAUUCAAGUCGUUUUGGUAAGUUUGUGGAGAUUCAGUUUGAUCAAAAGGGGAGAAUUUCAGGAGCUGCUAUCAGAACUUAUUUGCUAGAACGAUCACGUGUUUGUCAAGUUUCUGAUCCCGAGAGAAAUUAUCAUUGCUUUUAUAUGCUUUGUGCUGCACCAAAAGAGGAUGUUGAACGGUUCAAAUUGGGAAAUCCAAGAACCUUUCAUUAUCUUAAUCAAUCAAAUUGCUAUGAACUGGAUGCAUUGGAUGAUUCAAAGGAGUAUCUUGCAACAAGGAGAGCCAUGGAAGUUGUUGGAAUCAGCGCUGAUGAAACAGAUGCUAUAUUUCGAAUAGUAGCCGCUGUACUUCAUUUAGGAAACAUUGAAUUUGUCAAGGCAGUGGAUGAAGGAAUGGAUUCCUCUAAACCAAAAGACGAAAAAUCUUAUUUCCAUCUAAAAACCGCGGCUGAACUUUUGAUGUGCGAUGUAAAGUCCCUUGAAGACUCUUUUUGCAAACGCCUUAUGGUGACUCGUGGCGAGGCUAUAACAAAAUGCCUUGAUCCAAACUCUGCAGCUCUCAGUAGAGAUGCAUUGGCUAAAAUUGUUUAUUCAAGGCUUUUUGACUGGAUUGUGGACAAGAUUAACAACUCUAUUGGACAAGAUCCAACUUCAAAGAACUUAAUUGGAGUUCUAGAUAUAUACGGAUUCGAGAGUUUCAAGACAAACAGCUUCGAGCAAUUUUGUAUCAAUUUGACAAAUGAGAAGUUACAGCAACAUUUCAACCAGCAUGUCUUCAAAAUGGAGCAAGAGGAAUAUACAAAGGAAGAAAUCGAUUGGAGUUAUAUAGAGUUCGUUGAUAAUCAAGAUGUUCUUGAUCUUAUCGAGAAGAAACCUGGUGGUGUUAUUGCUCUUCUGGAUGAGGCCUGUAUGUUUCCAAGAUCAACGCACGAAACAUUUGCUGAAAAGCUAUAUCAAACACUUAGGGACAAUAAGCGAUUCAGCAAACCGAAAUUGUCACGAACUGACUUCACCAUCAAUCACUAUGCUGGUGAUGUCACUUAUCAAACUGAUCUUUUCCUUGAUAAAAACAAAGACUACGUUGUUCCGGAACACGCUGCGCUGCUCAGUGCUUCCAAGUGCUCCUUUGUUUCAGGACUUUUCCCACCUUUACAUGAGGAAUCUACUAAAUCAACCAAGUUUUCUUCUAUAGCCACUCAGUUUAAGCAACAACUGCAAUCUUUGCUUGAAACAUUGAAUGCGACUGAGCCACACUACAUUCGUUGCGUAAAGCCAAAUAAUCUUCUUAAGCCGGGGAUAUUUGAGAACAACGAUGUGCUACAGCAGCUUCGAUGUGGGGGAGUAAUGGAGGCAAUUAGGAUAAGUUGUGCUGGAUAUCCAACUCGAAAGAACUUUGAUGAAUUUGUUCAGCGGUUUAGUAUCUUGGAACCUAAGGUUCUAAAAUCAUGCCCUGAUGAGAUGACUGCUUGCAAGAGGCUUCUCGGUAAAGCAAACCUUAAAGAUUAUCAGAUAGGAAAGACAAAAGUUUUUCUGAGAGCAGGUCAAAUGGCAGAACUAGAUGCAUGUCGUGCCGAGGUCCUAGGAAGAUCCGCAAUCAUUAUUCAGAAAAAAGGUCGCACAUAUAUUUGUCAGAAACAGUACAAUUUAUUGCGAUUCUCUGCCAUAGAACUGCAAAGGGCUAUUAGAGGACAACUUGCAAGACGUCAGUAUGAAUGCUUGAGAAGGGAUGCCGCAUCUUUGAUAAUCCAGAAACAAAUCCGCAUGUAUCUUUCGAGAAGUGCUUAUAAAACUAAAUACUCCAAAGCAGUUUGUAUUCAAACCGGCAUGCGAGGAAUGGCAGCUAGAAAUGAACUUCGAUUCAGGAAGCGGACACACGCUGCAACUGUUAUUCAGGGUUACUACAGAUGUUAUUUAGCUUGUAAUUAUUUCAAAAGGCUAAAGAAAGCAACAAUUGCAGUGCAAUGCUCCUGGAGGAGAACAAAUGCACGAAGAGAACUUCGAAAGCUUAAAAUGGCUGCUAAGGAAUCUAAGGCCCUAGAAGCCGCGAAAAUUCAUCUAGAAAAGCAAGUUGAGGAACUAUCUGAGUGUCUAGAGACAGAAAAGAGAAUGAGGGAAGCCAAGACACAGGAAAAUGAAAAAUUACAAUGUGCUUUGGAAGAGAUGGAGCUUCAGUUCAAAGAAACUAAAGCGGAGCUCAUUCAGGAACGCGAGGCUGCAAAGAAAUUGGCUGAGCAAAUUCCAACUAUACAGGAAAAAAGCGUUGCUGAUAAUGAAUUGAUCGAUAAGCUUACUGCAGAAAAUGAACAACUCAAGGAGCUUGUUAACUCAUUGGAAAAGAAAACUAAACAGGAGCUUUCUGAUAAUGUUACCCACAAUGAACUGGUUAAUAAGCUUACUACAGAAAAUGAACAACUCAAGGAGCUAGUUAGUUCAUUGGAAAAGAAAACUGAACAUGAGUUUCCUGCUAGUUUUACCGAUAAUGAAGUGAUUAAUAAGCUUACUACGGAAAAUGAACAGCUCAAAGAGCUAGUUAAUUCAUUGGAAAAGAAAACUAAAGAGGAGUUUCCUGCUAAUUUUACUGAAAAUGAAGUGAUUAGUAAGCUUACUACAGAAAAUGAACAGCUCAAUGAGCUGGUUAGUUCAUUGGAAAAGAAAACUAAAGAGGAGUUUCCUGCUAGUUUUACCGACAAUGAAGUGAUUAAUAAGCUUACUACAGAAAAUGAACAGCUCAAAAAGCUGGUUAGUUCAUUGGAAAAGAAAACUGAACAUGAGUUUCCUGCUAAUUUUACGGAAAAUGAAGUGAUUAAUAAGCUUACUACAGAAAAUGAACAGCUCAAAGAGCUGGUUAGUUCAUUAGAAAAGAAAACUAAAGAGGAGUUUCCUGCUAGUUUUACCGAUAAUGAAGUGAUUAAUAAGCUUACUACAGAAAAUGAACAGCUCAAAGAGCUGGUUAGUUCAUUGGAAAAGAAAACUAAAGAGGAGUUUCCUGCUAGUUUUACCGACAAUGAAGUGAUUAAUAAGCUUAGAGAAGAAAAGGAACAUUUUAAGGAUCAGGUUAGUUCAUUGGAAAGGAAAAUUGAUGAGACAGAAAAGAAAUACGAAGAAAGCAGCACGAUUAGCGAGGAGCGGAUGAAUCAAAUUAUAGAAACGGAAUCAAAGAUGAUUGAGAUAAAGACGAAUAUGCAAAGGCUUGAAGAAAAGCUUUCUGAUAUGGAAACCGAGAAUCAAAUUUUUCGGAAGCAAGCACUGUUGACCUCAUCAUCCAAGAGAAUGACAGACAAGUUAACACCUGCUGCAAUUCCGCCUUUGGAAAAUGGUCAUCAGAUGUCAGUGAAAACACUUGGUUCAGAAGCUGUGAGGAGAUCGCAUAUGGAGAGGCAUCAAGAGAGUGUAGAUGCUCUUUUCAAGUGUGUGAUAAAAGAUCUCGGGUUCUCUGAAGGGAAACCUGUCGCGGCAUUUACCCUUUAUAAUUGUUUGCUACAUUGGAAAUCUUUUGAAGCAGAUAAGACAAGUAUAUUUGAUCGUCUUAUUCAGCUGAUCGGUUCUGCAAUAGAGGAUCAGGAUAAUAACAAUUGUAUGGCUUAUUGGCUGUCCAAUACAUCGGCUUUGUUUUUUCACCUUCAACGAUGUUUAAGAGCACCGGCGCGAAAACCUCCCACUCCAACAGGGUUUUUUGGGAGGAUGACUCAGGGUUUCCGCUCGUCAAAUAGUCUUUCGAGCGGUUCGUUUGAUGUAGAACAUCAAGUUGAAGCAAAGUAUCCGGCUUUGCUUUUCAAGCAACAGCUUGCAGCUUAUGUGGAAAAGAUAUAUGGAAUCGUUCGAGAAAAUAUGAAGAAAGAAUUGUCCCCUCUACUUUCUACUUGCAUAGAGGAGCACAGAACACGAAAAGACAACAGCCAAACAGCUGGUUCAUGGCUCAACAUUAUUGAAUGUCUUAAUAAAUUUCUCAAGAUUCUAAAAGAAAAUUAUGUGCCUCCCAUUCUAAUUCAAAAGGUAUUUAAUCAGACGUUUCAAUAUAUCAACGCCGAAAUAUUUAACAGCCUUCUAUUGCAUAAAGAAUGCUGCACAUUCGACAACGAGGAAUAUAUAAAAUCAGGGUUAGCUGAACUAGAAUUAUGGUGCAUUGAAGUAACCGAAGAGUAUGCUGGCUCAUCUUUGGAUGAACUCAACCAUUCGAAACAAGCAGUUAGAUUCUUGGUUGCUCAAGAGAAGGAUGAAAUAUCCUAUGAUGAUCUCACAAAUGACAUCUGCCCUGUCUUGAGUUCUCAACAGCUUUAUAGACUAUGUACACUAAACUCGGAUGAAAAUGAAAAUGAGAACACGAAAAGUGUAUCAACAGAUGUAACUACUAGAUUAAAGCUGCUAAUGACAGAUGAUGUAGGUGAUGAUGACAAAUCCUUCUUGUUGGAAGACAAUUCAAGUCUUCCUAUUAUUGUUGAAGAGGUUUCUCAUUCUCAAAAAGACAAGACAAUUCCGAAAGUAAAUCCUCCUGCAGAAUUACUCGAGAGUCCGGCCUUCCAAUUUUUGCAUGAUUAUUCUUGA
Messenger RNA from Vicia faba (fava bean), 5172 nucleotides. NCBI's taxonomy places the organism in Eukaryota, Viridiplantae, Streptophyta, Magnoliopsida, Fabales, Fabaceae. The record is from the annotation of a GenBank genome assembly.